AUGGACGAUAUUUAUUUGGCAGAAUUUCAUGGUUUCAUUGAUGAAAAGACAUGGGAAAUUGCUAAAUUGAGUAUUCAUUAUCUUGAUACACUAAAAGAAAACACUUUUAAAGUGUUUAAUAAUGGAGGAAUUCUGGAGAAAUAUUCCCAUUUACGAGAUUUGAUUGAAAUUGUAAGGAUAUGUGUUUUACAUGGAAUAUUGAUAGGGAUAAACCAUCUGGAAAAAACACAAGAAAUAUAUGAGUAUGAUUAUGGUUCUUUGUAUCAUUUUGUAAAAAUAUUUCCAGAGCUAAAUGAAUUAGGAAAAGUUGAUGAUAUGUGUUUUUUAUCAUUUCUUUUAAUGAAUAAAGUAUUUACUGGAUUUCUUGAAUCUAUCAAAAAUCCUUUAUCAAAAUGGAAUCAGAGAAUAACAAUGUAUUAUCAUCAUGCAAGUAUUUUGAGGUAUAAUGAGUUUUUGAAAGAAUUCAUUUUUAUAAUCAGUAGUUUUGAGAAUUGUCUGAGAAUCAAAAAUUUUCAUAUUCCUAGUAAUUGGAUGACUCAUUUUGCAAAAUUAUCAUUAAGAUGGAACAAUUUUGGUAAUGAUCAAACAGAAAUAUCGUUUAUUAAUGAAAAUUUUGGGAAUAUAAAUCAUAAAAAAUUUCACCGUGAGGAUAAUGAUAAAAAGUUUGUUAGAAAUAAUCCAAAUCUAAGUGAUAUAGAAUUUGAUUCAAAAUCUUCAUUAAAUAUUUUGCUAAGACAAGAAUUCGAACAAAAUUUUAGUCUUAAUGAUUAUAAUAUCUAUGAUGAUAGAAAUUUUAUUUCAAAAUCAAGUAUAUUAAAUUCCAAUGCAACAAUUAUCACAGAUUACAAUUCAAAUUGUGAUUUAAAUCAUGAUAUGUUUGCUGAUGAUGAUCGCACUGUUGUAUAUAAUGAAGGGAAUAUUCAAGAUAUUGAAGAAUUAUUGGGGAAUAUGUGGGGUCCAAUAUUUGAUUAUUCUCCAGUCUCUGGAGAAAUUGGUUUAGAUAAUAAUGAAAAUCAGGGAAACUACGAUAAUAAUAAGAAGAAAAUACUUGAAAUAGAAGAUAAAAAAGACAAUAUGAACAUAAAUAGUACACAGAAUGAUUUUUUUAAUGCAUAUAUUGAAAGAGAGAAUACUGAAAAUAUUGAUAAUCAUUUGUUAUUAGGUAAAAAAACUGACUUAUCUUAUUUCAAGAUUAAUUAUGAGUUAAAAUUAAUGAGAAAUGAUAUUGAUGACACAAGAGAAAGGUAUCUUUAUUAUUAUCAUAUUCCAUUAAACAAACAAGAAGAAAGGCUAAUAUUAGAAUUACAGAAUUACAAGUGUUUUACAAAUCAUUGUGAAAGCAGACUGGAAUUUGAUGAAGAAUCUAAACUAAAUUUCUGUUGUUUUACUGGUUAUUUUUAUUGUGAUCAUUGUUUUGGACCAAAUACAUGUUCAAUUCUGCCAGGUCUUCUUGCAAAAUAUGGAAAUUUGACUCCUGUUCCAGUGUCAUUUAAGUCUAAAGAAAAAUUAAAAAGUCUUGAGAAUAUACCAUUGAUUAAGAUUAAUUCAUUAACAGCUGAAAUAUGGGAAUCUAAUAAAUAUAUUAAACAAUUAGUAUAUUUAAAAUCAUAUUUAUCAUCAUUAUUAGUUUUGAAAGAUUUUGAUGAUAAGGAAAGAGAUAAUCAUAAUAUUCAAAUUCCAGUAAAUAAUUACAAAAUUAAAUGCCAAUAUAAAGAAUCAAUAAAAAGAAGAAUAAUGAGAGAAUAUGAUAUGGUUUAUCAAUUUGGUAGAUAUGAUUAUUUUUCAGUCAGACAAUUAACAGAAAUAGCUUAUGAGAUAUUUUCACAAGAAGUUACAAUGUAUUCAAAUGAGACGAAUCUUCAAAGUAUUGUAAAAGAAAUGGCCAAGAUUGCAGUAAAUUGGAGAAAACACCUUUCAAAAUGUAUUCAUUGUCAGUAUCAAAAUAAAAAUUCUAAAGAUUCAAUUUUAUGUUUGAAAGAGUAA
Molecule: messenger RNA, 1983 nt
Organism: Cryptosporidium ubiquitum
Lineage: Eukaryota; Apicomplexa; Conoidasida; Eucoccidiorida; Cryptosporidiidae
Product: cysteine-rich protein with zinc finger domain
Exons: 1
Coding region: 1-1983 (660 amino acids)
Source: RefSeq, a predicted model, not a curated record